AUGGUGAACAAAAACCCAGAACUCCUCCCAAAGGUAGAGUACCCCGAACUGCUCCCAAAAGUAGAGCCAACACUCGCAAAAGACGUAAACAAGAAGAAGAGGAAGAAGAAGAACCCGCAGAAACCAAUCUCAAUCUGUGUUGAUGCUGAUGGAAAUCCCAUUAUUGAUGCCCAAAAAUCUAUUGUAAUAAAGCAAGCUCUACAGAAGUCAGAAAUAAAGGCAAAUCCAGAGCCAGUGCCAAUACUCACAGCAGUCAAAAGCAAGAAGAGGAAGAGAAAGAAGAGCAAAACCACAGUCGCUGUUGAUGCGGCAAAGAAAGUUAAAGUUGAUGCGGAGCCAGAGCCAAUACUCACAGCAGUCAAAAACAAGAAGAGGAAGAGAAAGAAGAGCAAAACCACAGUCCCUGUUGAUGCGGCAAACCAAGUUGAUGUUGCAGCCCAAGUUGGUGUGGCGGGACAAGAAGAUGCGGCAAAGAAAGUUAAAGUUGAUGCGGAGCCAGAGCCAAUACUCACAGCAGUCAAAAGCAAGAAGAGGAAGAAAAAGAAGAGCAAAACCAGUGUCCCUGUUGAUGCGCCAAAGCCAAUACUCAAAGCAGUAAAAAGCAAGAAGAGCAAAACCAAAGCAGUAAAAAGCAACAAGAGCAAAACCAAAGCAGUAAAAAGCAACAAGAGCAAAACCAAAGCAGUAAAAAGCAACAAGAGCAAAACCAAUGCAGUCAAAAGCAAGAAGAGCAAAACCACAGAGGCAAAGAAAAUUGAUGCGGCAAAGAAAGAUGAAGGGCCAAAAUAUGUUGAGAUAUGUGUGAUAUGCCGGAAAAAAGGGCAUCUCAUCCCAACUUGCCCAGUGCUGAACGAAACGAUUGUUCCCAACCCGAACCACAAUACUGAACAGAAAAAGGAAUCCGGAAAGAAGGGUUCUGCGCGCCCUCAGCCUCCUCAAGAUGUGAAAAUGAAGAAAGGCCAAGAGGACAGGUUACUUGUGACUGGUUGCGCUCUUCAGGUUGAUCCCAUGGCAGAUGAGACAUAUGGUGGUAAAGAAGACGAGUCCACUGUGAAACUGAAAGAGGGCCAAGAGGACAGGUUACUUGUGACUGGUUGUGCUCUUCAGGUUGAUCCCAUGGCAGAUGAGACAUAUGAUGGUAAAGAAGACGAGUCCACUGUGAAACUGAAAGAAGGCCAAGAGGACAGGUUACUUGUGACUGGUUGCACGCAUCAGGUUGAUUCCAUGGCAGAUGAGACUUAUGGUGGUAAAGAAGAUGAGUCCACUGUGAAAGUUUCACAAGAAAGUCAUAAAAUCAGAGAAAAAACAGGAUCCUGA
Prunus armeniaca (apricot) is the source of this 1317-nucleotide messenger RNA. The record is from the annotation of a GenBank genome assembly. NCBI's taxonomy places the organism in Eukaryota, Viridiplantae, Streptophyta, Magnoliopsida, Rosales, Rosaceae.